AUGCAGGAAGAGAGCUGCAUGCUCACCUCUUUCAAUGUAACGAAACUCAUGAAACUCCGAGUAUCUCCGUAUCUGGUCACAAUUCCAAAUUUGGAAAAGGUAGAGACCGGCUCAUGUCUCCCACAUCAUCAUCUUGUGUUUCCCAUUGCCAGUCCAACCCUCCUCUGUGCUUUGGUAGAGAUCUCACCCGUACUUAGCAAUAUAAUGAAAUAUGACAAAUUGCAGCCUCCGAAAGAGGAUGACUCGGAUCAUGAUGUGAAUGAAACUUUACUUCACGACGAAGAAUUGUCUUCCGGACCUAAAACACACCGCCAGGCCAUCAGUCGCCGAUGGAUAUGGCCCUGCAUUUUCAUCUUUGAAAACAUUUUCAUCGUCAUCGUUCUGCUCAUUCUUUGGAAGAGAGUUGUCCCGGCACCUACAAAUCUGAACUACCAAGUCCUGACUGCAGACAACAAGACCUAUCCGUCGGGUCCUUUGUCCUGGUCUCAACAUUUUGAGGCUCUACCAUGUGGGAGAACACCUGAAGAAGCUCGAGCCCGAGGAUGUGAAUUUGACAUGCUGGUCACGGCAUGGCUACCACCCCGAUGUAUCGAUCGCGAAUUAGUGGACGAAUUCCAGGCCUUAGGUGAAUGGGAUUUCUAUACAAAAUAUCAUGGUGUGGAAGGGGAUAAAUUUGGCUCAUAUGAUCCCGAUUUCUUGGGAUCAGUCAAUCAGACUAUCUAUACCGAGAGACGAUGGCACAUCACUCAUUGUCUCUUUAUGUUCAAGAAGUUGACCAGAGCGCUGGUUAAUGGGUGGCCGGUGGAUGCUGAGGCAGUUUCAGAGCCUCAUACAGAACAUUGCAUGAAGACGUUCACGGAGCAAAUGUUGUUUGGGCCUGCGCUUGAUCUUGACGAGGUAGAAACGUACUUGGAGAUUAUCUACCCACCAUGUUGA
Talaromyces stipitatus ATCC 10500 is the source of this 936-nucleotide messenger RNA. RefSeq lists its product as uncharacterized. NCBI's taxonomy places the organism in Eukaryota, Fungi, Ascomycota, Eurotiomycetes, Eurotiales, Trichocomaceae. The coding region runs from base 1 to 936 and encodes 311 amino acids. The transcript has 2 exons. The record is from RefSeq and is a predicted model, not a curated record.